CAUCGAAUAACGGUACGGACCGUACGGGCGCGGCCGGGAUCGCGAGUUUGGGCGCUAUUUUGUUAUUAAAUUUUGCUCGCUGGUGCAUUUCUACGUUACGCUGGUACAGGAAAGUCUAUUUGAGGACAAACAAGAGGAUUCAACUCAGGUAGUGGCAACUUUUAGUGUGAAAAAUGACAACCAGAGGGAUCAGGCGGAAAAAGUCCUACUUGGCGGAAAUUAAGGUGGCAGUCAUUGGGGCACCCGGCGUGGGGAAAAGUGCACUGACGGUUCGGUUUUUGACCAAACGGUACAUUGGAGAGUAUGACCAUCAGGCAGAAAAUAGACACAAAUACGAGAUCAUGGUGGAUGGUGAAGCAGUACUCUGCGAGAUUUGGGAUACCUGUCCGAAGGUCGAGGAGCACGGCGAGCCGUCCCUGACGGCCGGUUCCGAGGUGGUCCAGUGGGCCGACGGCCUGCUGCUGGUGUACUCCAUCACCGACCGGGACUCGUUCAACUACGUGCGCCGCGCCAAGGAGGACCUGCCGUGCGAGACAACGCCGCCGGUGGCGCUGGUCGGCAACAAGGUGGACAUGGUGCACCUGCGCCAGGUCAGCACCGACGAGGGCGAAAUCCUGGCCAAGGACUUUGAGUGUAAAUUUGCGGAGAUUUCCGCCGCCGAGCACGUCUUCCAGGUGGCCGAGGCAUUCCACGACCUGUGCCGGGAGGUGAUCGCGGCCAAGCGCAAGUCCAAGCAGAGCUUCAUCGACAAGAUUGACCGGAUGCUGAGCGGGUCGCGGACGUACAACCGGGGCAAGAGCGACAGCAUUUCGCCCAAGGACUGACGAGCGGGGCAGCGGGGGUUUUUUUUCUGAGGGGGGGAACUUGUUCAAUUCAAUUAUCGAACAGUUCUAUCCCAAUGUGCAUUGUUGCGCGGUAUUAAUUGAAAUUAGUUGUAUUGAUUUGUUGAUUUGCUCUCCCCCCUCCCGGCUCCCGAGGGGGUUUCGUAGGGAUGUUAUCCGAUCUAGUGUCUGUAUUUUUUAUUUUCCUCCAAUCCCGCAAUAGUGUCGAUUGCGUGUGCCGAGGUGUAGAUUUAAUUUAUUUCAAUUUGUUUAAGUGAUAGGACAACAGUAGUGCAAAUAUGUAUGAAACAGAGACAGAAGAGAUAGAUAAAAAAAUAGAAAAUGAGAAUGAAAACAAUAAACAGUGAAAUAUACGAGCAAACAAGUGAGAUUAAAUUUAA
Molecule: messenger RNA, 1222 nt
Organism: Culex quinquefasciatus (southern house mosquito)
Lineage: Eukaryota; Metazoa; Arthropoda; Insecta; Diptera; Culicidae
Product: ras-related and estrogen-regulated growth inhibitor
Exons: 5
Coding region: 174-824 (216 amino acids)
Molecular function (GO): GTP binding; GTPase activity
Source: RefSeq, a predicted model, not a curated record